AUGGGCCUAGGCGUCCGAUCCCGGCGCUAUGCGUUGCUGGCAGAAGAUGGGGUUGUCAAAGUGCUCAACUUGGAGGAUGGAGGUCUUGCUAGUUCUGUUGAGUACAUUCCAAAUGCAAGAGUUCCUCUGCUUAAAUACAUUAGCAGGCAGCAUAAUAUUUCUUUUGAUGUCUUCGUUAAUAAUCAUCUUGGUGUAAUGAAGUCCAACGUUCUUAAAUGGCUAUCUGAAAUAGAUGACUGUUUCCGUGACAUGGUUUUAGUGCUGAAGGAGUGGGCUAAAGCACAAGAUAUUAGUGAUCCAAAGUCUAGGAGUUUAAGUUCCUAUGCCCUUUGUUUGUUGGUUAUCUUCCAUUUUCAGACCUGCGAACCACCAAUUUUCCCACCACUGCGAGCAAUAAUUAAUGAAGAAAGAAUUUUUAAUCGAGGAUGGAGUAACUUCUCUGGGACUCCUUUUGAGGAUGUGUGUUCCACAAAUAUACAGAGGUUCAGAUCUAGCAGAAUCAUAAACCAAAGCUCUCUUGCUCAACUUUUUCUGUCCUUUUUCGACAAGUUUUCAGAUAUUAGAACUUCUGGUUCAGAUUAUAGCAUCUCGACAUAUGAAGGACGACAAAAAAGCCAUCGUUUUUGUAGAUCGCUGCCCCUGAUUAUAGAGGAUCCUUUCGAGCGAAUGGAAAAUGCUGCUAGAACAGUCCGCUGGGUUGAACUACCUAAGAUAUCAAAUGCAUUUCAGAAUGCGCACAAUAAGCUUUCGUCUGGUUCGGUGCUCUCUGAUCAUGACUCCUUGCUCUCUUUUGACUAGGCCUUUCCUUGCUUCUAAGUUUCGCGAGCAACA
Zingiber officinale is the source of this 831-nucleotide messenger RNA. RefSeq names its product protein HESO1-like. Gene Ontology annotation, molecular function: RNA uridylyltransferase activity. The record is from RefSeq and is a predicted model, not a curated record. Bases 1 to 798 code for a protein of 265 amino acids. The transcript is spliced from 7 exons. NCBI's taxonomy places the organism in Eukaryota, Viridiplantae, Streptophyta, Magnoliopsida, Zingiberales, Zingiberaceae.